CAAUUGUUUAAUGUUUAAUGUUUAAACUUGUAAUACCGCUUUGAUAAGGCACGCAAACAAAAAAAUUAAUAUGUACACAAUGGUGUGAAAACAUGCUGUUCCUAACAUUACAAUGCUUUUAUGUGCUCUGGAAUUUAGUUGCAGGCGCUUCAAAUUUAACUUGUUACUGUAACAAUAAGAAUGGUUCUGGACAGUCACAUAGAAGAUGCACUAAUAACAAAUGUUUUCUAAAAGAAGAUGGCUUCUGCUACAUUAUGAGAAAAAAUGGAAAAAGUGGAACUACAUUUACUGAGAAAGGAUGCUUAUCCUUUGUAGAUAAUGGACUUAAUAAAAAUAAAGAUAACUAUAUGAGCUGUGAUAACGAGAUGAUGUGCAACAUGAAUUUGGUUCUUAAUAAUAGCUUUUCAUCUUCACCUAAUGUGACAGAAACAAGCUUUCCAACUACGUUGAAAUCAACCAAGCACUUUACUACAUUCCAUAUUACCUUGCUGGUUGUUUUGCCGUUCAUGAUAGGUGUUAGCAUGAUGAUCGCAUGGUUAGUAUGCAAAUACCGUAAGAAAGGUAGAAAUGCUGGUGUAGAUAGAUCUCUGCUGCUGCAUACAGUUCCUGCAUCUGAAGAACGUUUCCGGAAAAAUGAAAUUGAUAUUGAUAAAUUAGAUCUGUUGGAAUUCUCUUCUACAGGUAGUGGUAUGGGAUUACCAGUAUUAGUUCAAAAAACUAUAGCAGGCGAAAUCAACCUGACACGAAGAAUAGGACAAGGCGCAUUUGGUUUUGUAUAUCACGGACUGUGGAGAGGACAAGAUGUAGCCGUUAAAGUGUUUUCUAGCACUGAAGAGAGUUCUUGGUCACGGGAAGUGAAAAUAUAUCAUACACCUAUGUUGAGGCAUGAAAACGUAUUAGGUUUCAUAGCAGCUGACAGUAAAGACACAGGCACCGUAACUCAACAAUGGAUAAUCACAGACUACCAUUCAAAUGGAUCUUUAUUUGAUUUUCUGCAAGACAAUACACUCGAUAUAACUAUGUUACACAAGAUGUUAUUAAGUAUAGUGAAUGGAGUGCUACAUUUACAUACUGAAAUAAUAGGAACUUUUGGAAAACCAGCAAUGGCUCAUAGAGACAUUAAAACAAAAAAUAUAUUAGUUAAGCAAAAUUUUACUUGUUGUAUAGCUGACUUAGGAUUAACUGUAAUGUAUUCGUCAGAUAAAAAACACACAGACAAACCCGAGGGUACAAAAACAGGAACGCGUCGAUAUCAAGCCCCUGAACUUUUAAACAACACGUUAGAUCAGCUUGGAUUUCAGGUCUGUCGAAGGGCAGACAUUUACGCUUUAGGAUUAUGCUUGUGGGAGAUAUGUAGAAGAACAAAAAUAGAUGGUAAGGUUGAAGAAUAUCAGCUUCCUUACUUUGAUGCCGUUCAACCCGAUCCUUCAUCAGAAGAAAUGAUACAAGUAGUUUGUGUGGAAAAGAGGAGGCCGCAUUUUUCAGAACAUUGGAAAAAACAUGAGUCCAUGCGCAUUCUGAUGAAGACGAUGACGGAGUGUUGGUACCAUGAGGGUAGCGCAAGACUGACUGCAUUGAGAAUAAUGAAAGACUUGAGCUCACACUUAGUCGUUGAGAAAUCAUAGUUUUAGUAUUAGUCAAAUUUUUUUGCCAGGUGGCUUUUUACUAGUUCCUAAAAAAGUUGAAUAAAUUUUUGUGUCAAUUAUUUUAAUUGUUUUUAUAUAUAUCUGGUAUAUAUAGUACACGUGUACAGCUAGUUUUUCUUAAUUAUUUUUUUUUAAAUAAGGAUAGGGUUAUUAGUUAUAUAUCAUAUAUUUUUUGUUUUUCAAGGUUAUAUAAAUAAAUAUAAAGGUUAUAAUGUUUUUGUCACUGUGUAUGCUACUUCGUCACUAUAUUUAGCUACCUAUUUUAAACAGCUGUCUGAAUGUUAUUGGUAAAUUAUUCUUUGUGAUAUAUACGUUUGAGUGUUAGUCCUUGUAUAUUUUGAACAUUUUUUCUUCGUUAUUUAUAACGUUUUUAGUUGAAAUAGCGGAGCAUUGUGCGUGGCUUUCAAUGUUGGUCUAUUCAUAUUUCAGUGUCAAUGUUCGUAUGUGUCAAGUUUAUCAGCGAUCUUGUGUACGUUGUUCUCUUCACUUAAGCGUUUUUGAGAGCAGCUGAUAACUUUGAUUGAGUUUUGUGAUGCCUUAAUUCGUUCCACAGACAAUGUUUAAAUGAUGCCACUGCCCCCCCCUCCCCCCCUAAAAAAUCGUUUAAAAAUAUAAAAUUUGGACAUGCAUGUUCUUUUUAUCGUGUGGAUGUAUCCUCACAUUCCAAAUAUUAAAACAUCUUAAGCGGGAAGCGAUGCUUGUUUCAUAUAUUUAAAUUUCAUCCAUUUUAAACCAGGUGAUGCUUAUAAAAAAAUACAUGUUUUCCCUUAUUAUAAAAUAUAUAGUUAAAUGUUAGAAGUUAAAUAUUAGUUUGCAGGGCGGCGUAAAGGGAUGGGCAUCAAUUUGCAUGUUGUGAGAAAACUUGACAAUUUAGAUUACUACCUACCGCUUACACUAAACUUCUAACAUUUUUCUUGGAUUGAUUUCGUAAUUUUAAAAAGAACUGAAAAUCGUUCGAAACCUUUUAACAAGUUUUUUUUUCAAUAUUACUCAACUGCGUUUCCAUGAUUUUAAUAAUUUUGACUCGUGGAAGAUUUAAGUCCCGAAGAAAUUUAACUUUGGUUUGGUUGGAUAGUUAAAAUUUACAUGUUAGUUUGGACAGCAUUUCUGAUAUUUAUUUUACGUGAACUAUUUGUGUGACCAGUGUGUUUAUACCCCUUUACUAAAGCUCUAUUUAUAUUCACGCAUGGAUUUAUUUCUUAUUAUGUAAAUGUAUAUAUGUAAAUUGUAAAAAAUUAUUUUGGUAGUGUUGGUGGUCUGUCAUCGAAUUGUUUUUUUUUAAUGCGAGCUCCUUUUCUUUUCUUCUGAACUUAUAUUUUUUUUGCAGGAUUUUAUUCUGAAAUAUGAGAUAAUUUGGCUUACAAAUUUCAAACAUUGACCUUCUUCAAGCCUAAGAUUACCUCCUGCAAAAAAUCAAGUUGAGCACAUAUGAAAGAUCUCUGAAAGUUCUCUAGAAAUCUUUUUAUUUUUUAAAAAAACCUUUAUCCGUUCUCGAGAUAUUUUUCUUAAAGGUUGCGCUUAUUAUGCGAAAUUAUGACGUCAUGAACUAGCAUUGAGCGUAAUUAUGGUAACUAAAUAUUGAAAUUUAUGUAAAAUGUUUAAUUAAAACGCGUCAAAGUAAACGGCCAGAAAACAUUUUUAACUCUAUAUGGCUUGUCAAAAAUGUUAAAUAUAACACCCUCUAGCUAGCUCAUGACAUCAUGCAUAAUUAAACGGCCAUGACAUCAUGCAUAAUUACUGAAUCUUCUUAGUGCCAAUUCUAAAGAACGAAUCAAGAAUUUUGAAAAAGAUUUUCAAAUUCGUAGACAACCUUUCAAGCUCUUUCAUAUGCAAUUAACUUUAUUUUUUGCGGGAGGUAACAUUUAAAACCUUCUUUACUUCUUUUUAUCAGACGAUUUAUUCGUUUUUAGGAAUUUUCUCUUUAUUUGGUGUUGUAAUAAUUGAAAAAAGAAAGUUUGGUAAGAAUUUUCAUAAUUUUACAGUUGUCUUACAUACUUAUGCAAAAAUAUUUUCACAUAAUUAUAACAGUUAUACAUAAUUACGCAACAGUCUAUUGUUUUUAUUUAAUUAUGCAAUGGUGUUAUUGUUAUGCAGUAUUAUCGUUUUUACGUAGUUAAAAUGUAUUAUUUAUUUUCAUUUAUGAAAUACUUUACGUAUUUUUUUAUCACAAAAAGAAACUCAAUUUAA
Messenger RNA from Hydractinia symbiolongicarpus, 3833 nucleotides. RefSeq names its product TGF-beta receptor type-1-like. Gene Ontology annotation, molecular function: ATP binding; activin binding; activin receptor activity, type I. The record is from RefSeq and is a predicted model, not a curated record. The transcript is spliced from 8 exons. Gene Ontology annotation, cellular component: activin receptor complex; plasma membrane. Gene Ontology annotation, biological process: cellular response to growth factor stimulus; nervous system development; protein phosphorylation. NCBI's taxonomy places the organism in Eukaryota, Metazoa, Cnidaria, Hydrozoa, Anthoathecata, Hydractiniidae. Bases 93 to 1625 code for a protein of 510 amino acids.